GUGUUGAAUGAUAUCUACUAUGAUUUAGUAGCUACAGGAUACUGUAGCCACUAAAUCAUAACUUAAAAUGGGAAAGAAGAGGUGGAAAACAAAAACACGCAGUAUCUAAAAUAUCAUUUAUGGCUUUCAGAGAUGGCAAAAUAUAUUGUUCUAGCUGAAUAAUCUUGCUAUUUUAUAUAUAUAUAUAUAUGGUUAUCUUUUCGGCACUACGAAAUCCAUCCGUCAUGAAAAAACAAUGUUAUGUUUCAGGAUCGAUGAUUCACGGCUCUAAAAAGCACAAUAAUCGAGGGAUUUAAAAAAUAGUAAUAAAAAAUUCCUCCAAAGCGACCGUUAAUUUUUGAAUUAUAAGUGCCCGCGCUUUUUUUGUGGGUAGGAGCGCGAUUUGAUUUUUAACCAUUUCCAUCUUGGAAUUAAAUUGUUCGCAUGCUAAACUAUUUUUUACUUUCGCAAAGCCAAAAUACGACGAUUAAAACAGUAAUGCUAAUAUAUCCAACGUGACUGCAAUACAUUUAAAAUGGUUCCUGUAAUUGAUUAAAUAUCAACGAAGCGGGCUGCCCUACAUAGGGUACUACAGCUAGGUAAACAUACAUGUAGAGCUUGCUUCUGAAUGAAGUAGGCUACUGCACUUUAAAAUCACUGAGGGCAAAAAAAAAUAAUACCGCGAACAAAACUACAACGUUUGUUCAGGACUCAUACUUGAAUCUCUUACCGGAAAACGAGUCACUGGUUGAGAAAGUUAUUUCCUAGUUCAGAAAUGCUGAGAAACGCACAUAAAACGAAGGAGGGAGAGAUAACAGAAGAAGAACUCCACAUUAUCGCUGCGUAGAAGUCUUGAAACUGGACAGUAAAAUAUCUCCAGCUGCUGUUAAACUCGGUAACAUUAUGGAAUAAUGACCGACAGUGCUCUCAGAAUGGCAACAAAACAAACACUAUCACUGGUCCUCCUUGGAUUAUACAUGAGCACUCAAAUUGUAAAAUGCACCUCGGUGUGUUCAAUCAAUGGCUCUGUCGUCCUCUGCACCAACAGAAGUCUUCAAGAGGUACCAGAACUGCCCGCGCAUGUAAACAAUGUGGAUCUGAGUAACAACAGCAUUGCUGAACUCCACGAAGCAUCAUUUACUCAUCUUGAAGGUCUACAAGUCAUCAUACUGAUGCGUCAAACACCAGGACUUGUGAUCAGAAACAACACAUUCAGGAGACUCUCUAAUUUAACAUCACUUAAACUGGACUACAACCACCUGCUGCAAAUAGAUUCAGGAGCGUUUAACGGAUUAUCCAACCUUAAAAAUCUCACUCUCACUCAGUGCAGUUUAGAUGGUUCUGUUUUAUCCAGCAAUGUCCUCGAACCUCUGGUGUCUCUAGAGAUGCUCGUUUUACGUGAAAACAAUAUUCAAAGAAUCCAACCAGCAUCGUUCUUUUCAAAUAUGAGGAGAUUCCACGUCCUGGAUCUCUCUCACAACAAAGUGAAGAGCAUCUGUGAAGAAGAACUUCUCAGCUUCCAGGGUAAACAUUUCACGCUCUUGAAACUGGCCUCUGUGACACUGCAAGACAUGAAUGAGUACUGGUUAGGAUGGGAUAAGUGCGGAAACCCGUUUAAGAACAUGUCCGUAACGGUAUUGGACUUAUCUGAAAAUAGCUUUAAUGUUAACAAUGCAAAGCUAUUUUUUAACGCAAUCACUGGUGCCAAAAUUCAAAGCGUAAUUUUCAGUAACAUUUGCAGCCUGGGCAAAUCGUCAGGUAAUAAUUCAAAAGAUCCAGACAAAUUCACAUUCAAGGGUCUUGAGGGGAGUGGCAUCAAAUCUUUAGAUCUGUCCAAAUCAAGUAUUUUUUCUCUGUCAUAUUCAGUGUUCUGUUAUUUGGGCGAUCUAGAACACAUUUCAUUAGCACAAAGUCAGAUCAACAAGAUUGAAAGCAGUGCAUUUUUGGGUAUGACAAAUUUACGGAAGCUUAACCUGUCUGUAAACUUUCUGGGUAAUAUUGAUUCAGAAACGUUUAAAAAUCUAGAGAAACUUGAGGUGCUUGAUUUGUCAUAUAAUCAUAUAUGGAUGUUUGGACUUCAGUCAUUUCAAGGACUUCCAAAUCUACUCAUCCUAAAUUUAACAGGAAAUUCUAUCCUUCAUGCUCAUAGAUUUGCAACCCUACCAAAACUGGAGCAGCUCUACUUGGGCGACAACAAAAUUGUGUAUGCGUCCAAUUUACUCAACAUCGCCACAAACCUCAAAACCCUUUACUUGGAGUUUAACAAAAUAAUAUCCAUGUCAGAGCUCUACACGAUACUAGAGACGUUUCCUCAAAUCGAGGAAAUCGUUUUUCGAGGUAACGAGCUUGUCUAUUGCCCUGACAACAAUUAUGAAGUCCUUUCUCAAAAAAUAAAAAUCCUUGAUCUCGCACUAGCAGGUUUGGAAAUUAUCUGGUCGGAAGGAAAAUGUUUAAAUGUGUUUAACAAUCUUCACCAGUUAGAAGUGCUUUAUCUGAGUUCCAACAGAUUGCAGUCGCUUCCCGAAGACGUUUUCAAAGACCUCACCUCUUUGGUCUUUUUGGAUUUGUCUUCCAAUUCUUUGAAGUACCUUCCUAAUGGUAUUUUCCCUAGAAGACUACAAUAUCUUAAUCUUGAAUAUAACUCAAUUUAUUCAGUGGAUCCCAACCUCUUUAGCACCCUCAGCUACCUCAGCCUGCUGGGCAAUGAUUUUCAAUGUGACUGCAAACUAAGGGAUUUCCAAACAUGGCUAAAUCAAACCAACAUAAUCCUUUCUCACCCUAUUGAGGAUAUGACGUGUGCCAGUCCUGAGGAUCAGUACAUGGUUCCAGUUGUGAGCUCCAGAAUACAAUGUGAAGAUGAAGAAGAUGAGAAAAGAGCUGAAACACUGAGGCUGGUGCUUUUCAUUUUCUGCUCUGCACUGAUCGCAUUAUUCACUACCAGCAUCGUCAUUUAUGUUCGUCGACGGGGCUACAUCUUCAAGCUUUACAAAAAACUUGUUGAUAAACUGGUGGAUGGUAAGCAACAGGAGCCCGAUCCUGAUCGAUUCUUGUACGACGUGUAUCUUUGUUUCAGUUCCAGUGAUAUUAAGUGGGUAGAAAGAGCGCUAUUGAAGAAGCUCGACUCUCAGUUCUCAGAGCAGAAUACUCUCCACUGCUGCUUUGAGGAGCGAGACUUCAUUCCCGGGGAGGACCAUCUCACCAACAUGCGAAAUGCUAUUCAGAACAGUCAGAAAACCCUGUGCGUGGUGUCUGAACGUUUCCUGAAGGAUGGCUGGUGCUUGGAAACCUUCACCUUGGCUCAGUGCAGGAUGCUCGUGGAACUUAAAGACAUUCUGUUGGUGCUGGUUGUAGGGAACAUACCGCAGUACAGGUUACUAAAAUAUGAACAACUGAGAUCUUACAUUGAGAACAGAAGGUACCUUCUGUGGCCCGAUGACAGCCAGGACUUGGAGUGGUUUUAUGACCAACUACUGCAUAACAUACGCAAAAACACCAAGGUUAAGGAAACAGCUGUUAAAGUAAAAGACAAGGAGGUUGAAAACAAUCCUGAAGCAGCACAUGUUCAUGUAGACACGGCAGUGUAAGCUCUUAGUGAGGUUCUCAUGUCUUUGACCUGCUGUUUUGGACAAUAAUGAAAUGUAUUAAACUUGACACCAUACUGAACUGUAUAGAUAUAAAAGUUUAUUUUGUAUCAUCCAAAAUGAGCAGUAGCAUGAAUUCUCUGUCAGUUGGUGUAAAAGACAAUGGAACUGUGACAUUACAGAGACAUCUUUAAUUAGACAAACAGAUACCUGCAUUAACACUGUAAUUGCUUUAAUGUUUAACAUAUGUAAAUAGUACACCCUUUUUAUUUUUAUUUUCAUACUGUUUCAGGAUUUGGCACAUUAAGUUAAAUAAAUCACACUGUGUUACAUUU
Molecule: messenger RNA, 3895 nt
Organism: Puntigrus tetrazona (Sumatra barb)
Lineage: Eukaryota; Metazoa; Chordata; Actinopteri; Cypriniformes; Cyprinidae
Product: toll-like receptor 5
Exons: 2
Coding region: 891-3563 (890 amino acids)
Biological process (GO): toll-like receptor signaling pathway; inflammatory response; immune response
Cellular component (GO): membrane
Molecular function (GO): transmembrane signaling receptor activity; protein binding
Source: RefSeq, a predicted model, not a curated record